CUGAAAGAAUCCAAUCGACAGGGAGACUGACGUUUCCUUCCGCAAGAGCGAGAGAGAGAGAGAGAUAGUGAAGUUUGAUUUUUGAAUUUGAUUGCGAUUAUCAUAUAUAGUCUCUCCGUGUCUUGUAGUGGUAAAGCUCGAAUACUUUGUGGGUUUUUCAAACAUGGGGCGGCUUCCUCUUCUUCUAGGUUGAAGAUUCGCCUAUAUAUUUUUCUUGUUUUUUUUUUUUUUUUUUUUUUUAAUGAUUCUGACCGUUUGAUAUCUGUUUCUUCGUUACGAAACAAAAAUGAGCAGUGGCUAUCUCUGAUUUUGAGAUACUGUUUUCUGGUCCGGUGUUUUUGAAAGUGAGUGGGAGGGAGUUUUUGAAUAUCCUUCCGUUGUUUGAUUGCUGUUUUUGGAAGUACUGCUGGGUUUUCAUUUUACUGAGGAGAGAGAUAUUUGAAGUUAAGUUAUGGUCCGUUGCUGAUUCUUACAAGCAUUUCCGAGUUACAGCUUGGAGAGAAAGAGAGGUUUGAAGAUGAAGCUAUAGUGGGUUGCUUUCUGAGUAAAAAGGGACAAGUUUCUUGAGUUUCUGAGUCUUAAAGGCUUAAUCUAUAAUUCAUGUGUUUCUUAUUGCAACCGCUCCACUGCCAUCUAAUUUUUCUAUGAAAAUAUCAUCUCCUUACCGUGUUUUCUCGUCUGGGUUGUAAGCUCACAGGCCCUUGGUUUCCUCAUUAUUCCGGUUGUCACUGCUUUGGCCAAAUUUGAUCGUUAAGAUACAUUGAAAUCAUGGUGGAAGAUAGUGCAAUUAAGGUUUUGGCUGACACCCAGUCAGCUGAAGAGUGGUUAUCUCAUGCUCAAGGGCUUGUUCCAGUGGCACUUAAUAAGGCUAGGGAGGUAAAAGUGUUUCCUGGUAGGUGGAAGAUGAUAAUAUCAAAACUGGAGCAGAUCCCAGCACGUUUAUCAGACUUGUCAAGCCACCCUUGCUUCUCAAAGAAUGCACUUUGCAAGGAGCAAUUGCAGGCCGUUUCGAAGACGUUGAAGGAAGCGAUUCAAUUGGCUGAGUUAUGUGUUGAGGAGAAGUAUGAAGGCAAGCUUAGGAUGCAGAGUGACUUGGAUGGUUUGUCAGGGAAAUUGGACUUGAAUUUGAGGGACUGUGGGCUUUUGAUCAAGACUGGAGUUCUUGGAGAUGCUACUUUGCCUCUAUCUGUAGGUGUUUCUUCAGCCGAACCAGAGGCUGCAUCUCAUAGCAAUAUAAGGGAAUUACUCGCUCGGCUUCAGAUCGGGCACUUGGAAGCAAAGCACAGGGCUCUUGACAACCUUGUUGAAGUAAUGAGAGAGGAGGAAAAGAAUGUUUUAGCUGUUUUGGGCCGGAGCAAUAUUGCCGCUUUAGUUCAAUUGCUCACAGCAACAUCUCCACGUAUCCGGGAGAAGACAGUCUCUCUAAUUUGCUCACUGGCAGAAUCUGGGAGUUGCGAGAAUUGGCUUGUCUCAGAAGGAGUUCUGCCUCCUCUGAUUCGGCUUGCUGAGUCAGGUAGCUCGGUGGGCAAAGAGAAGGCUACAAUUUCACUUCAAAGGUUGUCUAUGUCUCUGGAAAUAGCUCGUGCAAUUGUUGGGCAUGGUGGGAUUCGUCCACUGAUUGAGAUCUGUUCAACUGGUGAUUCUGUUUCACAGGCUGCGGCUGCUUGUACUUUGAAGAAUAUAUCAGCUGUCCCAGAGGUGAGACAAAUUCUAGCUGAAGAAGGGAUUGUAAGGGUUAUGAUCAAUCUUCUUGAUUGUGGCAUGCUGUUGGGUUCCAAAGAAUAUGCAGCAGAGUGCUUGCAGAAUCUCACUGCCAGCAACGAUAAUCUAAGGAGGUCUGUUAUUUCAGAAGGUGGCGUUCGGAGCCUAUUGGUUUAUCUUGAUGGUCCACUGCCCCAAGAAUCUGCAGUUGGGGCAUUAAGGAAUUUGGUUGGCUCGGUUUCUAUGGAAGUAUUGGUUUCACUUGGUUUCCUGCCCCGGAUAGUUCAUGUGCUUAAAUGUGGAUCGCUGGGUGCACAACAAGCUGGUGCAUCAGCAAUCUGUCGGAUUUGUACCACAACAGAGAUUAAGAAAUUGGUGGGUGAAGCUGGAUGCAUUCCUCUGCUUGUCAAGAUGCUUGAGGCUAAAUCAAAUGGUGUUAGAGAGGUUGCUGCACAAGCAAUUUCAAGCUUGAUUAUCCUUUCCCAGAACUGCAGGGAAGUUAAGAGGGAUGACAAGAGUGUGCCGAGUUUGGUACAAUUGCUUGACCCAACUCCACAUAACACUGCAAAAAAGUAUGCAAUUUUCUGCCUUGGAUCUCUUUCUUCAAGUAGGAAAUGUAAGAAGCUAAUGAUCUCAUAUGGAGCAAUUGGAUAUCUUAAAAAGCUCACAGAAAUGGACAUCCCUGGUGCCAAGAAACUGCUGGAGCGGUUAGAAAGAGGAAAACUAAGGAGUCUGUUCAGCAGAAAAUAGAAGCUAAUUGCAAGUGGCUUUUGUAUAAUGGUGUCCACCCCCCCCCCAGUUUUUUAUGUUAGUUGUUUCAUUGUCUAUAUGAGACAAAGUUGUUUAUGAUAUGAACUUGGAAUGCGCAAGCUUGCUAUUCCAUGCAAUCAAUGUUCUACUAUUAAUUUAUGUCUCUCUAUGCUGCUUGCGUA
Carya illinoinensis is the source of this 2633-nucleotide messenger RNA. RefSeq lists its product as uncharacterized. NCBI's taxonomy places the organism in Eukaryota, Viridiplantae, Streptophyta, Magnoliopsida, Fagales, Juglandaceae. Bases 769 to 2451 code for a protein of 560 amino acids. The transcript has 2 exons. The record is from RefSeq and is a predicted model, not a curated record. Gene Ontology annotation, molecular function: protein binding.